ACCAAUCGAUGAUGGACGACGAAGUGGAGAGAUGCCAGCUAAUGUCAGACAUAAGGCUUCUUAAACAAGCUUUAGAAGACCAUGAUGAUGAGGAUGAGGAUGAAGAUGAGUGGUGUUCUGCCAAAGAAGACAUGGACAAUGAAGAGCAGUUUCCCGAAAGCACUAGUUCUUCUUUACUGGACUUAGAGAAGUUUAAUUUGGAAGAGGUACUUAAAAGCAACGAGACACGAUGGAACUUGGGUGACAGUGUUACAUCACAAUCAGCAGGAUUAAAUGUGAAUGAUGUCCACUUGGAUGUGGUCCACAAGCAAAGGAAACCACCUGCUCAAGAUUUAAGGAGAUUUGAUCAGCACAUGGACGCUGUACAAAUGAGCUUGCAAUUGAACUUGGAAUAUCAAGUCAUACUAAAACAGCAGCUAGAUCAGAUAGACAAUGCCAUUGCAAAGAUAUAUCAGUGUCAAGGUGAAACGGAUGAGCUAUCAAGUAAGCUUGGGGUGUCUGAUGAGUCGAAAUCACUACAUCUGAAAUGUUUUUUGAAACCAUACUUUAAAGAUAGUCAUGGUGUGGGACCACCUGACAAUGCUGAUAUCCAAGGCAAGCAUGUUGCUGCAUGGACUGAUCAGUUGAACGAACCCAGGCCCAAACGAUGGAAGAUUGAAGAAUCUCGAGAACUUCGUAAUGAUGUGAAAUCACAAAUAUUGGAAAUGAAAACUACAGAGACAAUGAAGGAGUUGAAUGAGAUACAUGAUAAAAUAUCUGGUAACAUGGCUACUGAUGAUAUGUUAGGUACUGCCAGAAACAUUGAAACUCAAAUUGAACAAACAAGAUCACUUCCAGACGAGGAUCUAUUAUUGUCGUUGCAGGGAAUUGAUUGGGAAAGAGUAGCUGAAGCAGUUGGAAGUCGGUCUUCUGGUGACUGCAAGUCACGAUGGACAAUGGUUGAACACCCUUUGGUAAACAAUGGGUCUUGGACAAAUGAUGAAGACAAUAGACUUGUCAAAUUAGCAAGACAAUAUGGUGAAAGGAAUUGGUGUGUCAUUGCAGAGCAAUUGGAGACAACGCGGACUCCUGCUGCUUGUUUGGUGCGCUACCAAAGUUCUUUGAAUCGAAAUUUUAUCAAGAGGUAAGAUCGUCAACCCCAGUGCAAGGGGUUCCCUGUGGACAUCAUCUUGAGAAUGACUUAUCCUGCAGAUGCUCCACUCCACUCCACUUCGGUGAUAGUGGGGCAGAUGGUAAUUGUUUGUUUCACGCACCUAGCCUGAUUACUACCCCUAGCCUGAUUGUUGCUGGUAACCAACGUGCAGAAUCAGACUGCAGAUGAAUUAGCACUUCAUUAUAAUUACUACCCUGUCAUGUGUUGUGAAAGG
This is a messenger RNA of Corticium candelabrum, 1367 nucleotides long. RefSeq names its product snRNA-activating protein complex subunit 4-like. Gene Ontology annotation, molecular function: RNA polymerase III type 3 promoter sequence-specific DNA binding; RNA polymerase II cis-regulatory region sequence-specific DNA binding. Lineage: Eukaryota; Metazoa; Porifera; Homoscleromorpha; Homosclerophorida; Plakinidae. The record is from RefSeq and is a predicted model, not a curated record. The transcript has 11 exons. Gene Ontology annotation, biological process: snRNA transcription by RNA polymerase III; snRNA transcription by RNA polymerase II. Gene Ontology annotation, cellular component: snRNA-activating protein complex. The coding region runs from base 9 to 1127 and encodes 372 amino acids.